Molecule: messenger RNA, 3575 nt
Organism: Sorex araneus (European shrew)
Lineage: Eukaryota; Metazoa; Chordata; Mammalia; Eulipotyphla; Soricidae
Gene: DAO
Product: D-amino acid oxidase
Exons: 11
Coding region: 367-1410 (347 amino acids)
Molecular function (GO): D-amino-acid oxidase activity; FAD binding
Source: RefSeq, a predicted model, not a curated record
GACCCUGGGGAGCCGAGGGGAGGUCUCCCAGCCUGGCCAAGGGCCAGCCCCUGUGAGCAGCGUGGAGCCUGCUUCUGGCUGGCUCUCUCGCCAGACUUUGGACCUGAGUUCCAGUUCCAGCUGGCGCCCGUGGACUGAGGACAGGGCGCCCCGAAUGAUUGAUCGAACGGGAGUCUCCCCUCGGGGGAGAGGACCUGGGCGUUGCCAGCAGUGCCUCUUUGCUCCGGACCUUUGGCGCUCCAGGUGUCAGCUGCUUUGAGAACUCAGCAGAACUCGCUGUUCUCCCCGCGGUGAUAGAAAAGGCUCCCGGUCGGUGUCCGAAGCCAAAGGCAGCGUGGACCUGGGCAAGGAGCACAGGCUGGCACGAUGCGUGUGGUGGUGAUCGGCGCGGGCGUCAUAGGCCUGUCCACCGCCCUGUGUAUCUACGAUCGCUACCACGCCGCCGUGCCGUCCCUGGAGCUGAAGGUCUACGCAGACCGCUUCACGCCGCUGACCACCACCGACCUGGCAGCGGGCCUCUGGCAGCCCUACCUCUCGGAGCCCGGUGACCCCCAGGAGCAGCUCUGGAACCAGCAGACCUUCGACUAUCUCCUGGGCCACAUCCAUUCUCCUGAUGCGGCAGGCAUGGGCCUCGCUCUGACCUCGGGCUAUAAUCUCUUCUGCAAAGUGGUUCCGGACCCUCCAUGGAAGAACACGGUUCUGGGAUUUCGGAAGAUGAGCCCCCGAGAGCUGGACAUGUUCCCUGACUACAGCUACGGCUGGUUCAACACAGCCCUGACCCUGGAGGGCAGGAGGUAUCUGCAGUGGCUGACCGACAGGUUAACUGAGAGGGGAGUGCAAUUCUUCCAGAGGAAGGUGGAGUCUUUUGAGGAGGUGGCCAGCGGAGGUGCUGAUGUGAUCAUCAACUGCACUGGGGUGUGGUCCGGGGCCCUGCAGCCCGACCCCCUCCUGCAGCCGGGCCGGGGCCAGAUCAUCAAGGUAGAAGCCCCGUGGGUGAAGCACUUCAUCAUGACUCAUGACCCGGAGAAGGGCAUCUACCGGUGCCCGUACAUCAUCCCGGGGAUCCAGACAGUGACCCUCGGGGGCAUCUUCCAGCCGGGGAACUGGAGCGAGGUGAACAGUCCCCAGGACCACAGCACCAUCUGGGACGGCUGCUGCAGGCUGCUGCCCUCGCUCAAGGAUGCCAAGUUUGUUGGUGAGUGGACCGGCUUCCGGCCAGUACGUCCCCAGGUCCGGCUGGAAAGAGAAAAGCUCCGCUUCGGACCCGCACACGUAGAGGUCAUCCACAACUACGGCCAUGGAGGCUACGGACUCACCAUCCACUGGGGCUGCGCCCUGCAGGCAGCCGGGCUCCUGGGGCAGGUCCUGGAGGAGAAGAAGCUGCUCCAAAGGCCCCUGUCGCACCUCUGAAGCUGCAGGAACCCCGGCCCUGCCACAGCCUCCACGCUGCCCCGGGCCAGUGAAUCCGGGCCCCCUUCCGUAGCCACCGCUCACUGUCAUCCCCCUCACCCCGCUCAUCCCCCCCCCCCAGGAGCACCAGGCGUGGGGAACCACACAGCCAAGUCCUCCAGGCAGAUCCGGCCCCACCACGAUCCACCCCCGCCCCCCACCAUCCCAGAUCUUUCUUCCUGCUCUCUGAACCCGCCUUACGAACUGGGGGGGGGGUGAGGGGAGGGGAAGGAGUGGAACCGCCUGGUCCAAGCGUUUGAUGAAAGGAAAGCUCAGAAAAGCCAAGGGGGUGCAUGGAAAAGUGAGGCUGGCGGAAGGGGAGGAGCUUGGUAAAGGCUCUGAGAAGUCCUGCAGCCCCAACACUAAGCUGAUGUCCACGUACCUUUGAGGCCAGUCUGGCUCUGAGAACUGGCAGGGGGACGUGCUCGGCUCCGUCAGCAGUGGAGGGAGCACUGUACCCGAGGGGCAGGCUCAAAGAGAACGGAAGUGUGGAGGAGGUGGGGGCAGCAAAGGGCUGAAUGGGCAACAUCCGAGGCCCCCGCCCUGAGAGCAGGAGUUCAGUGGCCUCUGAGCCGGAUGUGGCUAAUGCCACACUGUUCGGGUUCCUGUAACUUUGAGGUUGGGUUGAAGACCGGGAAGUAUGGCUCUCCAGCUUUAUGAGUCUUUUUCCAAAAUGGUGUUUUCAGUGUGGGAGGAGGCCACUACCGGCAGUGCUCAAGGCCGGCGGGGCUGCUCCUGGGGGGUCCCAGCGGGGCGGGGGUGCUGGGGCCUGAGCCCAGGGCCGCAGACACGCAAGGCACUGCUCUCCCCCUCAGCCACAUCCACACUCAACUUUAUUAUUAUUUUCCAGUGUUAUUGGGACUGUUCUGGGCUCUUUGCCUUUCUGCGUGAAUGUAGGGGGGCCUCCCACAGGGUCCAGAGAACCCACGGGUGGUCCUUAGCACACUGGGUCCGCAGUUCAACGCAAGGGUCCAGAACAGUGAUGCUGUUUGGGCCCUAGGGCCCCCCGUCCCAGCCCCUGCAGUGUGGGGGCCUCUAGGGCUGCACCUGGAAGUGCUUGGAGAACCACAUGGCUCUGGGGACUGGGCCCAGUGACCCCUGGACUCUCUCCCAGCCCCCCGAACCUUGAUUCAUUCGGAAAUGAUGUGCUGUGACACUGUGUCAAUGGCUCAAUGUCAAAGGAUCAGAGUUCAGUGAAGUGCCAGUGUCCAACGCUGGACGGAAUCAUUGAAUUUGAGAAGCCCCAAGGGGCCUCGAGAGGUUCUAGAGCUCCCAGGCCAUCAGGCUGUGAGUUCUCCAGCACUCAGCACCUCCCCUUCUCCACCGGCCCCAGAUCCUUUCGUGGUCUCUGGAUGCCUGCUCCUUCCCGUACUGCCAGGGUGGGCAAGAAGAAGAAAAGUGGGCCUUGGGGCUGGAGCGAUAGCACAGCGGGGCGGGUGUUUGCCUUGCACGUGGCCGACCCAGGUUCGAUUCCCAGCAUCCCAUAGGGUCCCCUGAGCACCGAUAGGGGUAAUUCUUGAGUGCAGAGCCAGAAGUGACCCCUGUGCAUCGCCGGGUGUGACCCAAAAAGCAAAAAAAGAAAAAGAAAAGCAGCCCUUAUGCUUUCUUUGCCCUCAGUGAGUCAGUGAGGAGGAACCAGUGCACGGUGGCUGUUCUGUCAUGCUGACCUCAAGCCUUGACACGAUGCAUGACAGGGUGAGGAGAACAGACUGGGGCAGUUUGCGUAUAAGUUAUCUCCUGCCUGUUGGUUCCAGCCGUUCCUGUCAGGGUCUGCGUCAGACUCCAAGGGACAGGCCAAAGGGGCCAUAUCUGGAUCUCUCGGCCCAACCCCUCCCUGACCCAGGAGUAAGGCCUGAGCACAGCUGGGUGUGACCUCACCCUCCGCACUCACCCCUACCCCUCAAAACAAAGAGCUCUUAAAGACCAGGAGAUGCCCAGCCUCACCCCUGGCAUAACAGAACCAGGGGGGCUGAGUGGUGGCCGGGACGUGUGGUUCUCUCUGCCCCUCUCAUCUCCUGCUUUCCCUCUACCUGCUCCUGUCACCCAUUUCCCCUCCCCGACUGUCGCCUGUAGAAAAUUAACUACUGAUUCCUGUUGCCCAAUAAAGUUGUACUUCUUGAUCUGAA